Paraglomus brasilianum is the source of this 267-nucleotide messenger RNA. The record is from the annotation of a GenBank genome assembly. Lineage: Eukaryota; Fungi; Glomeromycota; Glomeromycetes; Paraglomerales; Paraglomeraceae.
AUGUACGAACAAUACAGAGGCUCUGCAAAGCAGAAAAGUAAAGAAAAUACCAAGCUUACACUGAAAACUGACCGCACGACUACCGAACAAACUGACAUGUACGUACAAUACAGAGGCUUUGCAAGCAGAAAAAGUAGAGAAAAUACCCGCUCUACAUUGCAGACUGACCACACGGCUACAGAACAAGCUGAGGUGAAGGCAAUACAUUACUCUCCAGAAAGCAGAGCGUUGUAUUAUGUCAUUGCAGAGAUAUUCUCAUUUAAUUAA